CAAGUUUUUUCUUUUUUCUUUUCCCAUCUGUUUAUGAAGAGGUGUUUGUAACCUUGAAUGUAUGCCGAGCACACAACAGCCAGCUCUACCACGUUUUAUCCCUCCUUCCUCGUAUUCCCUCUCUCUUUUCUUUUGUCAUCUCGACACCCGCUCCUCCUCCCAUCGCCCAUCUCUCAUUCCUCCAUUCCCCUUCUUUCUCCCGAGUGGACUCGGAGCGAGUGGACACGACGCCCUCACGACACACACGCAACGACUCAUUCACACCCUCUCCCUCCUUCCCUCCCGCCCCCUUGUCUCCUUGUCUUCAUUUGCUCUACAGCACGCCUCCCUUUUUCAUUUAACAUUAAUACUUUGCUGGUCUCUGCUUCAAAGUGUCUCAGGUAACGUUGAGGCAUCUCACACGCGACAGCAAACCCCCACUGCAACAACUCUCUCUCAACGGACCCAUCGUCAGCACGACGAAUUCCACAUCCUCAAUGCCUCAGUCGUUAGACGCACUUUGCAUAGAGGUGCCCAUUAUCCCUCGGAGCUUUUUUUUGGGAAGCCAAGAAGACUGCGGGCAGUCCUACUGGACAAUGGAUAUCGGGUCUUGGAACCAGCUGUCUGUCUCUGAACUGUGCUCUUUUUCUUUGAGUGGAGGCCCUUGGCUAGUCAGCCUUGUUGGUCCUCCCCCCUUCUCUACUCAACGUUGCCUUGUAUCUUUCCUCCCUCCCUCCCUCCC
Gamsiella multidivaricata is the source of this 721-nucleotide messenger RNA. RefSeq lists its product as uncharacterized. NCBI's taxonomy places the organism in Eukaryota, Fungi, Mortierellomycota, Mortierellomycetes, Mortierellales, Mortierellaceae. Bases 62 to 613 code for a protein of 183 amino acids. The record is from RefSeq and is a predicted model, not a curated record. The transcript has a single exon.